Messenger RNA from Cooperia oncophora, 984 nucleotides. The record is from the annotation of a GenBank genome assembly. Lineage: Eukaryota; Metazoa; Nematoda; Chromadorea; Rhabditida; Trichostrongylidae.
AUGAGUUUAAGGUUUGCCACGUCCUAUGCAGCUGCUAAUCCAUCAUUUGAAAUUUCGGAAAUCAUUCUUCAUGACACAGCAGAAGCUUCUGAGCAACUAGGGGCCAUUCGCCGUCUACAAGCUUCCCUUCGUGCUGCUUGGACGCAAUUCGAUCUCUCGUCAAUGAGGCUGGGAACAUUUUGCUUCAUAGACACGCUCCUCUUUACAUUCUCCUCUCUUCCUUUGACAACUGCGCAAUUCCUUGUAAGGUCUGGAUGCCUACUUCUUCAACUGUCCAUCAUCCUCGGCGGUUCCAAUGAGAAUGCUGCUGUGUCCCUGUUACUGGCUGUUCUUCCGCUAUCAACCCUCACAUCUGUGAUUCCUAUAAUCUCAGGUCUAUUUCCACUGCGACCGCCAUCAGUGCAUGUGCUUUUUGUGUGUUUAUGUGUGCUCUUGCAUUCGGUCUCAUUUCUUUCAAAUAGUUUUGUGGUUUAUGAGGGUCAUGUGCUAAGAUUCUUGGCACAAAGUGCAUUGGUUGUUUGUUUUGCUGCGAAAAUAAUCAGAGCCAAGUCAAAUCGCAAGCUAACAUCACGUGUUGCUUCGGGUGUUUCAGCAUUCUUUUCCCGAUUGCAAAUUUGGGAUGCUGGGUUGGUUAGUACUGCUCUCCUGCUUCUUCGUUUUGAACCUCUUUUUCAUCGGUGUCGAGAAGAAGAGCUAAACUGCCAGCAAUGGUUCCCCCUGAGCUUGAUAUCUUCAUUGUCUUCUGAUGCAAUAUUCUGGCGGUUCGUGUUGGCUACAGCCGUCUUGUUUUCGUUAAAUGUCUACGUCGGUCGCGUUCUGCCUGAUGCACUGCCUAACUCUCUCAAAAUUGCCAGGGCGCUAUCUUGGCCAGUCCAUACGUUCCUUACUUUCUAUCAUCUAGUUCGACUCACUCCACAAACUGACGAUAUGGAACGAAGAACGCAGUUGUUGGGAUUGGCUCUUGCGCAGGUAAGAUUCUGCUAA